Molecule: messenger RNA, 1258 nt
Organism: Vombatus ursinus (common wombat)
Lineage: Eukaryota; Metazoa; Chordata; Mammalia; Diprotodontia; Vombatidae
Gene: BCAT1
Product: branched chain amino acid transaminase 1
Exons: 11
Coding region: 31-1215 (394 amino acids)
Biological process (GO): L-leucine biosynthetic process; L-valine biosynthetic process
Cellular component (GO): mitochondrion
Molecular function (GO): branched-chain-amino-acid:2-oxoglutarate transaminase activity
Source: RefSeq, a predicted model, not a curated record
GCGCACGGCCAUCGCCCUUCAGGACGCAGCAUGGCCAGCCAGCCCGGAGCAGCCGAGGCCGUUUCCUGCCAGGACUGUAAUCAUGAAUGCUGUGGGACAGGAGAACUAGAGCAAAUGGCAGAGACUUUUAAGGCUAAAGAUCUGAUCAUUACACCAGCCACCAUUUUAAAAGAAAAACCAGACCCAAAUAAUCUUGUAUUUGGGACUGUUUACACUGAUCACAUGUUGACAGUGGAAUGGUCUUUGAAUUUUGGAUGGGAAAAGCCUCGUAUUAAGCCUCUUGAGAACCUGUCAUUACAUCCUGGCUCAUCAGCCCUUCACUAUGCAGUGGAAUUAUUUGAAGGACUGAAGGCAUAUCGAGGAGUAGAUAAAAAAAUCCGUCUGUUUCGACCAGACCUCAACAUGGACAGGAUGCUUCGAUCUGCAGCAAGGAUAACUUUGCCUGAAUUUGACAAGAAAGAACUCUUAAAGUGCAUAGAAGAACUUGUGAGAUUGGAUCAGGAAUGGGUUCCAUACUCAACAUCAGCCAGCCUCUAUGUCCGCCCUACCUUUAUUGGAACUGAGCCUUCCCUUGGAGUAAAGAAGCCAACAAAAGCCCUACUUUUCGUAAUUCUGAGUCCUGUGGGACCCUACUUUUCAAGUGGAAGCUUUAAACCUGUAUCUCUGUGGGCUGAUCCGAAGUACAUAAGAGCCUGGAAGGGUGGAACCGGGGACUACAAAGUAGGAGGCAAUUAUGGUGCCUCCAUUUUUGCCCAAAAUGAAGCAUUGCGUCAUGGAUGUCAGCAGGUUCUUUGGCUCUGUGGAGAAGAUCAUCAGAUAACUGAAGUGGGAACCAUGAACCUUUUCCUAUACUGGAUAAAUGAAGAUGGAGAGGAUGAACUGGCAACUCCACCACUAGAUGGUAUCAUUCUUCCAGGAGUGACAAGACAAAGUAUAUUGGAUCUGGCACACAAGUGGGAUGAAUUUAAGGUAACUGAGAGGUACCUCACUAUGAAUGACUUAAUCAUUGCUCUGAAAGAAAACAGAGUAAAAGAGAUGUUUGGCAGUGGUACGGCUUGUGUUGUUUGCCCAGUUUCUGAUAUACUAUACAAGGAUGAGAACAUUCACGUUCCAACUAUGGAGAAUGGUCCUAAGCUUGCCACCCGUUUUUUAAAUCAACUUACUGACAUCCAGUAUGGACGAGAAGAGAGCGAUUGGACAAUCUUGGUGUCUUGAAUGAAAAACACAGACAAUAUCAUCUAUAUGUUAUUGGGGCGAA